AUGCAGGGCGCUAAGGAGAACCGCGCGCGUCGCGACCUGUUGCUCAGCAUCCAGGGGCAGAUACAAAAGCUGUGGGAGGAGGAGAAAAUUUUCGAGGCCAAUGCCCCGCUUGACGGUGACGCAAAGCUUCGCCCCAAGUUCUUUGGCAACUUCCCCUACCCCUACAUGAAUGGCCUGCUCCAUCUGGGUCAUGCGUUCUCGCUCUCGAAGCUGGAGUUCAAAGCGGCGUACGAGCGGCUGUCUGGCAAGAACGUGCUCUUCCCGCAGGCCUUCCACUGCACCGGCAUGCCUAUCAAGGCCUGUGCGGACAAGCUGGAUCGGGAGCUGCGCACGUACGGCUGCCCACCUAACUUCCCCCGGGAGGACGCGAUGGAGGAGGAGGCCGAGGCAGCCGCAGCAGCGCCUGCAGCUCCGGCCGGCGGGGAGGUGAAGGCCGACCCGACCAAAUUCAGCGGCAAAAAGAGCAAGGCGGCCGCGAAGAAGGGGCCGGGCGCGUACCAGUACGACAUCCUCAAGCUCAGCGGGAUCCCGGAGGACCAGAUUCCGGAGUUCAGGGACUCGGGUCACUGGCUCAACUUCUUUCCUCCGCUGGCCCAGCGCGACAUCACCGCCAUGGGCUGCGGAGUGGACUGGCGUCGAGCUUUCAUCACCACCGACGUCAACCCCUAUUACGACUCGUUCGUGGCGUGGCAGUUCUGGACGCUGUAUCGAGCGGGGAAGAUCAUUAAGGACAAAAGGUACGCGGUGUACUCGCCGCUGGACGGGCAGCCGUGCGCGGACCACGACCGCGCCUCGGGCGAGGGUGUGGGGCCACAGGAGUACACGCUUAUCAAGAUGGAAGCAGUUGAGCUUAAGGGCAAGCUGGAGGAGCUGGCUGGCAAGGGCCGCGUGUUCCUGCUGGCCGCCACGCUGCGCCCCGAAACCAUGUAUGGCCAGACUAACUGCUGGGUGCUACCGGAGGGCAAGUAUGGCGCGUUCCGCGGUCUCAAUGACGAGAUCUGGAUCUGCACGCAGCGCGCUAUGCUCAACUUGUCAUACCAGGAGCGCACUCCGGUUCGCGGGCAGCCGGAGCUGCUGCUGGAGCUGACUGGUCAGGACCUGAUCGGCACCCCGGUCAGCUCGCCGCACUGCCCGCACCCCCACGUGUACGUGCUGCCACUGCUUACCAUCCUCACCAACAAGGGCACGGGCGUGGUCACGUCGGUGCCCUCGGACUCGCCCGACGACUACACCGCCCUCAUGGACCUGAAGAAGAAGCCCAAGCUGCGAGAGAAGUACGGCGUCCACGACGAGUGGGUCCUGCCCUUUGAGGUCAUCCCAAUUAUUGACAUCCCCGGCUUCGGAGACACCGCCGCCGUCAAGGUGUGCGAGGACCUCAAAAUCGGCAGCCAGAACGACACCGUUAAGCUGGCGGAGGCCAAGCAGAUGGUCUACCUCAAGGGCUUCACGGACGGUGUGAUGAUUGUUGGCCCCUACUCGGGCCGCAAGGUGUCGGAGGUGAAGCCCAUCAUCCGCGAGGAGAUGGUGGCGGCGGGGCGGGCCAUGAUGUACAGCGAGCCGGAGCGCCAGGUCAUCAGCCGCAGCGGAGACGAGUGCGUGGUGGCGCUCACGGACCAAUGGUACAUGACCUACGGCGAGGAGGAAUGGGCCACCGCCACCCGGGAGGCCCUUGCGCGCAUUGAGACCUACAGCGAUGACACCCGCGCGCAGUUCCAGCACUGUCUCGGCUGGCUGCAGCAGUGGGCUUGCAGUCGCUCCUUCGGCCUAGGCACCCGACUGCCCUGGGACCCGCAGUACCUUAUCGAGUCGUUGUCCGAUUCCACCAUCUACAUGGCCUACUACACGGUGGCGCACAUCCUGCAGAAGGGGGACAUGUACGGGACGGACCACAGCGGCAUCACGCCCGAGCAGCUGACCCCCGAGGUGUGGGACUACAUUUUCCUGGGCAAGGACGCGCCCAAGGACUGCUCCAUCUCCCCCGACGCGCUGGCCAUCAUGCGCCGCGAGUUUGAGUAUUGGUACCCUUUUGACCUUCGCGUCAGUGGCAAGGAUCUCAUCCAAAAUCACCUCACAUUUGCGCUCUACAACCACACCGCCGUGUGGGCCUCUGACCCAGCCAAGUGGCCCCGGGCCAUCCGCUGCAACGGCCACCUGCUGCUCAACAGUGAAAAGAUGAGCAAAAGCACCGGGAACUUUAAGACGCUGCAGGAGGCCAUUCAGGAGUUCUCUGCGGACGCGAUGCGGUGGGCACUGGCGGACGCAGGCGAUGGCCUGGACGAUGCAAACUUCGAGACCAACACCGCCAACGCGGCUAUCCUGCGUCUCACCAGGGAGCUCACCUGGAUUGAGGAGUGCCUGUCGCCCGCGUCGGGUCUGCGUGAAGGUCCUUCCGACGUGCUGCUGGCGGAUCGAGUAUUCAGCAACGCCAUUAAUGUGGCCAUCGCUGCCACCAAGGACGCCUACGAGCGCAUGGCCUUCCGCGAGGCGCUCAAGGCCGCAGCGUAUGACCUUGGUAACGCGCGCGACAUUUACAGGCUGGCGUGCGGUCCUGACGGCAUGCACCGGGGUCUGGUGAUGCGCUUCAUUGAGGUGUCGACGCUGCUGUUGCUGCCCUUCGCCCCACACACGGCGGAGCACAUUUGGCGCCACAUGCUGAAGCGCGAAGGCGCGGCAGUCACGGCGGGCUUCCCCGUAGGUGCCCCGCCGGACACCAUUCUGCAACGCGCGGCAGCCUACGUCGAGGACCUCAUCCCCUCGCUGCGGAAGGCCAUCGCCAAGGCGGAGGCACCGCCGAAGAAGAAGGGUCCAUCUGCGGCGCCCCCUCCCCGUGUGGUUGCGGCGCAUGUCUUCGUUUCGGAGCGAUUCAUCGGGUGGCAGGAGCGGGUGCUGGGAGCGCUGGCGCCACGAUUCGACGCCAAGUCGCGCACCUUUGCCGAAGACGCGACGGCAGCCGUGCUGGAGGCGGCGAAGCAGGACCCUGUUUUCUCCUCCCUCGGGGAAAAGCAGCUCAAGCAGGCGGUGAUGCCCUUUACAAAGUACAAGAUGGAGGAGGCCAUCGCGGCGGGGCCACAGGUUCUUGACGUGAAGCUGCCGUUCUCGGAAGUAUCAAUCAUCAACGACUCAAUGGCGUACCUGCUGCGGUCGCUCAAGCUGGAUGCGCUCCAUGUGCACCUGGUAACAGAUGCGGGGGUCAGCGAGAUAGCCGCUGGUGUGAAGGCUGACGUCAAGGGGGCGUACCCCGCCAGCCCGGUCUUUGGUUUCGUGACGGCUGCCGCAGACGAAGCAGCGGCGCAGUGAGAGGGGCAUAUGCAUAGGCAAAAGCACAUGCUCGGGAUGCCGCGCAGCUGAAGGUGAAGAGGCGGGAAUCGGGGAAUUCUGUUGUGGGAGGGCGGGGCCCGUGCAGGAUGAUUAUCUUUGUGUGAUAGGGGUGAGGUAUAUGCUGUGUGCUUAUGCAGGUGACAGGGAUAGUAUGAAGAGAGCGAGCUGUAGGCUGUGUACGCAUAGGCGAGCGAAUAGUCCAUGUGAGGAGAUGUUUUGGGCCGGUUCGGCUGUUGUGUGACAAUCGUGACGUGAUUUCCUGAGCUAGAUGACCUCAUGUAACGCUGACAGAUCGUAUACGACGAAAGCCUAAUUGGGAUGAGGUGUCUAUGACGACAGGAAAUAUUUGGGCCUCUUAUGGUAUGGGCAUACAUGCACAUAUGAUAAACAGGGUAUUGGAAAGCUGCAGGCAAUGGUAAGGUAUGGGUUUAAGAUGACUGUUUUU
Volvox carteri f. nagariensis is the source of this 3763-nucleotide messenger RNA. RefSeq lists its product as uncharacterized. The record is from RefSeq and is a predicted model, not a curated record. The transcript is spliced from 23 exons. Gene Ontology annotation, molecular function: leucine-tRNA ligase activity; ATP binding; aminoacyl-tRNA deacylase activity. NCBI's taxonomy places the organism in Eukaryota, Viridiplantae, Chlorophyta, Chlorophyceae, Chlamydomonadales, Volvocaceae. Gene Ontology annotation, biological process: leucyl-tRNA aminoacylation. The coding region runs from base 1 to 3297 and encodes 1098 amino acids.